UUUUUAGAAGAUGAAGGUUGGAGGAGAGAAAAGGUAUGCUCUUCUUCUAGCAGCAAAAGACUCUGAUUAUGUGAAGAAAGUAUAUGGUGGCUACUUCAAUGUGUUCCUUGCAGCUUUUGGGGAAGAAGGAGAGAUAUGGGACUUGUACAGGGUGAUAGAGGGGGACUUCCCUGACAUAGAUGAGCUCCAAAACUAUGAUGGUUUUGUGAUCAGUGGAAGCCCUUGUGAUGCUUAUGGCAAUGAUUACUGGAUUCUCAAGCUCUGCUUGCUGCUGCGAAAUUUGGAUGCCAUGGAGAAGAAAGUCCUUGGGAUUUGCUUUGGUCACCAGGUAUUGUGCAGAGCAUUGGGAGGAAAGGUUGGAAAAUCUUAUACAGGGUGGGAUGUGGGGCUAAGGAAGGUGAGUGUAGUGAAGGAGUUGGCCCCAUGCUGCUUCCUUGAUGAGUUGGGUGAGAUCCCAGCUUCCCUUUCUGUCAUUGAAUGCCACCAAGAUGAGGUUUUUGAGGUUCCACUGGGAGCUGAAGUGAUUGCAUCCUCAGACAAAACAGGUGUGGAGAUGUUCAGGAUUGGAAGCCAUAUUUUAGGCAUUCAAGGCCACCCUGAGUACACCAAGGACAUUCUUCAAAAUCUCAUUGAUCGCCUUCUCAAUAUGGAUGCCAUAGAGAGAGGUUUUGCAGAAAAAGUAAAGUUUGGAUUGCAGACAGCUGAGCCGGAUAGGAAGUUUUGGGAAAAGAUAUGCAGGAACUUUCUCAAGGGAUGAUAGUUUUUCUUUUACCUCCUUUCUUACACAUCCAGGGUUUCUCUUUUUUCUCUGUUUAUGUUCUUCCUCCACCCCCCAUCUUUCCUUCUUAGAUUAACUCAAAAUGGUUAGCAUAAACAUCUGA
Messenger RNA from Corylus avellana, 881 nucleotides. Its product is annotated as gamma-glutamyl peptidase 3-like. Lineage: Eukaryota; Viridiplantae; Streptophyta; Magnoliopsida; Fagales; Betulaceae. The record is from RefSeq and is a predicted model, not a curated record. Gene Ontology annotation, cellular component: cytosol.